AUGACAACAAGGGAACAAGCGACAAAUGGCGCCGGGAGUGAAGCAGACCAGGCAACUGGACUAAUGAAGAAUGGGGAUCAAAGCCGCAAGGACAUCCCCACCCCGAUAGCGGAAUUCUUGACGCCAAAGCGAUGGAUCAGAGUUGGAUGUUGGAACAUGCGAACACUCUACCAGACUGGAAAGCUAGCGCAAGUGGUGAGUGAGCUGAACCGAUACAACCUGACCCUUAUGGGAGUAACAGAAGCAAGAUGGACUGGCUCUGGCAAGCAGAAGGUGAGUUCCGGAGAAGUCAUCAUCUGGUCAGGAAGAACUGACAACGACCACCGGGAAGGAGUUGCCGUCAUCAUCAGCAAGAGCAAGGCCAACACCGUGCUACAGUGGAACCCUGUGAACGAGCGCCUGCUGUACAUCAGGAUGAACUCCAAGUACGCCAAGCUGUCUGUUGUUGUGGGUUACGCACCAAUAGAUGAUGCGGAAGAAGAGGACAAGGAUGCAUUCUACGCCGCCCUUCAAAGUGUUUUAGAAGACAUCCCUCAACACGACGUGCUGAUGAUGCUCGGCGACUUCAAUGCUAAGGUUGGCUACGGCAGGACCGAGAACCAGAUCGACCACAUCAUCAGUAACGGUCGGUGGAGGCACUCUCUGCAGGACGUGCGUGUGAUGCGACAUGCAGAUAUCGGCAGCAACCAUAGUCUUCUGGUGGCCAAGGUGACUAUGAAGCUCAGGAAAGCCAAGACGGGAGGCAUCAAGAACCAACGCUACAAUGUCGUCAAGUUGAAAGACCCAAAAGUGAAAGAAGAGUUUAGGUUAACCCUCAGGAAUAGAUUUAGUAUUUUGGAAGAUGAGGCAGCACUGACCAUUGAAGGCUUCAACAGAGUAAUGAAAGAGACAGGAGAGGAAGUUCUGGGCUUCAGAAAGAGCAAGAAGACAAAACGGAUCUCAGAAGAAACGUGGUCUGGUAUAGAAGAAAGAAGACAGAUCAAAAAGAAACUGUUGGACACCAAAUCCCUAUGA
This is a messenger RNA of Dreissena polymorpha, 1014 nucleotides long. Its product is annotated as craniofacial development protein 2-like. Bases 1 to 1014 code for a protein of 337 amino acids. Gene Ontology annotation, molecular function: catalytic activity. Lineage: Eukaryota; Metazoa; Mollusca; Bivalvia; Myida; Dreissenidae. The record is from RefSeq and is a predicted model, not a curated record. The transcript has 2 exons.